CGAAAUUCUAGUGUCCAACAUCUUUUUCGUUGCACCCUCUACAUAUCACAUCUUAACCAAAAUGGUUUACUUCGAUGACAUCCGUCAGACGGCCUACAAGGCCCAGAAUGAUCUGAACUCUUACCAGGCAAAGCAAGGCGUUGGCCGCAAGAGCGACUCAACUCUCGAGUCCGGUGUUGAUGAGAUGGUCGACCAGCGAUUCUCUGAGUCAGGUGGCGUCAAAUAUGGUCCUGGAUCAACGGCCUCUGGGAGCGACCACCGCAAGAUUCCGGAGGACGAGGGCGGUACUCGAGAUGACCGUGGCAGACUACCUACGGCAGAGAAGUUCUGGGGCCCGGGAGGCCCCGAGGACAAAAUCAAGAUCCAGUCUGAAAGCCGUCCUGGCGAUCCAGAUACUCUGACCCCUCAGGACAUGAAACGCCGUGGACUUGCGGGCAAUCAAAUAGUCUUUCAUAUGUGAUGGUCAACAUGGCGUUUUGACGACAACGACACAUGAUCUAAUACAUGAGAAUUAUUAAAGUAAAAAGCCUAUGAUAGCAAAAUCUUCG
Messenger RNA from Penicillium brasilianum, 548 nucleotides. The record is from the annotation of a GenBank genome assembly. Lineage: Eukaryota; Fungi; Ascomycota; Eurotiomycetes; Eurotiales; Aspergillaceae.